Molecule: messenger RNA, 2200 nt
Organism: Drosophila biarmipes
Lineage: Eukaryota; Metazoa; Arthropoda; Insecta; Diptera; Drosophilidae
Exons: 6
Coding region: 31-2052 (673 amino acids)
Source: RefSeq, a predicted model, not a curated record
AUCGGAGCAAUACAGAGCGCUUGACUUGUUAUGGAGCUCAAAUCACAGGCCUGGAUGAAAUGCAUGCUUGUCUUUAUCCUGGUCAUGAUGGUGACCUUUGUAGGGUCCUUACGCACAGAUGAGGAGUUUGCACUAAAAGAAAAGAAAAUAUUAAAAAUCGAGCGCUUUUUGCAAAGAGAAAGAGAGCAGAUAGUUGAGUUUGAAAAAUCGGGCAGUGAGAAGUACAUACGCAUUUCGGCGUCUGCCGUGGAUCCAGAAAGCUAUUUGGGGAAAUUGUUUCGGAUGUUUUAUAGAAAAUACAUAGAUUUUCACCUGGACAAACUAUCAAGAGAUUAUAAAACCUUGCUAGACUAUACCACUCGAACUACACAUUCAGUAUUGCUUGAAAGUUUUGCAAAGCAACAAUUCUUAAGACGAAACCCAGGUAAAAGUUUCAAUUUCCAUUUCCAAACUACUUUUUUGUAUAGAGGCGAUAGUUUCAUAGCGAGUCUGGCGAAUGACAAUCAGCUGAACCCCAAUAUAACCUGCCGAGCUCGGCAUUCUCCCCAGCAAUUCCUCUACAUGUUCUAUACGCUAAGCGUGCUGUACGCUGCAAAGGAACACGCCUUGAUUCAGUGGUCCACUUUGUACCUUUAUAAGUCGUCAAACUGGACUUACGCCUUCUAUGCAAAAGAAGCUAGGAGAAAUUACGAUAUGUGGCUACAAGGUGCGCAGAGUGCGAUAGAGGGCCCUAUAGUCACAGCGGAUCGCAAGGUUUGGCGCUGCGAUCCGGAGGAUCACAAGCUGGGGGAGACCUACGAGAGGGUCACCCGCCUCUUGCAAGGAUACAUCACUAACGAGGUGGAUCUCAGCAAGGACGAGACUUGCUUCAACGAGUGUGCCGACUACAAGUUCACCAGAGAUGAGGGCUACACCGAAAGUCCUUUCUCCCCCACCCAUUCCCGGUGCUCUGGUAACGUGCAUGACUGCCGCUACAUGGAGUCCGAGAUGAGGGUGUGUGAGGCGGAUGAGGGCUCCGACAGGCGGUACCAGUUCAUCCAGUACGAGAGCGGCCUGGUGCACGGCCAAAAGGACGUUUGCAGCUAUAGCUUUCCCCAAGUAGAAAGCUGGCGUCGCUGGAUCUUCUGGAGAUGCAGCUACUGCCUGUGCCUGUGCGAUGAUACCAGCGAUCAGUCGGAUCGCUUCUUCAGCCUAAGAUCUGUGGAGUCCGAUGUGGCGAGAAACAGGGUCGUGACGGGCCUGCGAUUCGUGAAGCGCAACCGCAUUUUCCACCUGCAGAUACAGGAGGGUAAGCUCUUGCCACACGGAGUCGUCAACAAUACCGAAUGGAAGCCAGUGGACGAGUUCGAAGUCGCCGGAAAGGGAGUGUGGAAGGACAUAGACUACCACCAGCUGAGCUAUGAAAGCCGUUCCAUUGACCUGGAUGAGGUGAAAGUGGACAACAAUUCUGUGGUCACCGGACUGCGUUUCCAAAUGGUUGGAAACCAUCUUAACUUACAGGCUCGGUUCAGCGAGAUCGACUUUGAAAGCGGCCAGUUAAGGGGGGACAGCUUCUGGAAGUCAGGUGGCACCGAUCAACCCAGGCAAAAAUUGCUUCUUGAGAAUCCCGACGUUCCCACGCGAUCCAACUCCACGAUACCUCUUUCAAGCGAUAACCAGUACAUUGAUUUUACUCAUUCCGGAUUCAAAGAUGAUGCUGCCCAGUCCACAGUGCCCUUCAUCGACAUCCAGGAAGUAACCUCGGACGAACCGGUACCGCUCUCGGGAAUCGGUAUAUAUUACAAGGGUCUACGUGGCUAUGGUGGCUUCCUGGCUCCCAAACUUAUAACAUACGACUACUCGCCCUACGUUAAAGUGCCCACGUGGGCGUCGACGAAUUUGCCUUAUGAAGAACCGUCAUCUGAUGAAAAUAUAUCGUCAGAAGAAGUAACACCAUUAGAUGAUUUAUUUUCAAAGAUAUCAGAUCAAAGUGAUGAAGAAGACUUAUUUUCAGCUGAAAGGAAAGAAAAUGGGCAGUCAGAAUAUGAUGAUGGGGAUUACUAUACUGAAUAACAUUAAAUUUCCUUGCUAAUGUUCAAGAAAACAAAAAAAAAUGUGUCACAAAAUCAAAUAACAAUACAAAUUUCUGGAGUGUAUUUUUCAAUUUGUUCUACCCCACUCAAUUUUUUUAUUAAUAAUAAAAACAUAUGUUUCCUGUUAA